AAGCCCUGAGCUUCUUCCCGGCAUAUGCUAAAACAUCAUCAUCUGUCCCUCCAAAAAUUCAAAUCUCCCUCCAAAAAGAAACCAUUUCUAUACCAGUAAUAUACAAUACUAGGAUUAUAACAAGGACAGUGAACCCUCCUCCCUGGUUUAUCACAUAAACAUUUGCAUGCCCACCAUGACGAAUCACGAAGACGAUCUGGAUCUCCUUCUCUCUCUUCAAGAUAGGGUUUUGGAAACCCCUCCUGCUUCUCCUUCAACUUUCCACUCCCAAUCACCAGGGUAUCAUUCUGACGAUGGAUUGCCUAAGCGAUCGGGACAUACAGAUAUGUCUGUAUUUCGAAAUGCUGUUGAAGAUUGCCUCGAUUACGAGCCUCAAAAUGUCAAGAAAGAUACCAAAUCCAACAUCCUGAAGAACUCACAUGAUGCCGGGGUUGAGAAGUUUUCGGGUUUACGAAUUCGUAAUCAAGUGGUCUCCUCGACAGAAUUGAGCAAUCGUUUUUCAGAUAUUCGUUUUGUCCGGGUGCCUGCAAUAAAGAAUCUGCUAGUGGGUGAUACUCUUUCUGGUUGUUGGGCUACUGUUGGAGUUUUAACAGAGAAGGGGAAUCCGAAAAAUAGUUCUACUGGGAAGAAAUUUUGCAUAUGGAAAAUCGGGUGUUUAGAUGAAAAGACUAUUUCUGUUUUUCUGUUUGGAGAUGCUUAUCAGAAGAACUGUAAAGAAGAGGCUGGAACAGUCUUUGCACUGUUUAACUGUGGUGUUCGCAAGGACACUUCGGGAUCGGGAUUUACUUUAAGUGCUUAUUCUGCUGGUCAAAUUUUAAAGAUCGGCACUUCUUUGGAUUAUGGAGUUUGCAAGGGAAAAAAGAAGGAUGGGAUGGCUUGUACCUUAGCCAUUAAUAAACACCGUGGAACAUAUUGCACCUACCAUAAAUCAAAAGCAUCCCAGAAAUAUUCAGUUUCCCGAACUGAACUCAAAGGAGGAAAUUUAAGAACAGCCUUUAGGGAUCCUCUCAAGUCAGAAGGGAUUUACUGUGUUGAUCCUCUGGCUGACAGAACAAACUUAAAAAAAUCCAUGCAGCCAGUCAAGUUGUUGUCUGUAGAGGGAUUAAAAAAGGCUUUAAGUAAUGCUGACAAAGUGACAACAAAUAUACACUCCCAAGGAAUAAGAUUUCUUGCUGAAGUCACAGGUAUAAUGGGUUCAAAAACUAAAAGUAAGAUUCAUGCCAUGCCAAAGCCACAAAGCGUGGAGAAGAGGUCGUUAUCAACUGCAAAACUAGAUUCAUCUGCAGCAAGAAGUCAACAACCAAAUGCAAAAAGAACAAAAACUGAGCAGCAGGCGAAACCUUCAGCAGAGAAAACCAAGCAGGUUAGAGAAAAGAUGAUUGAAUUAGAAUUUGUUAGUUCAGACGAAGAAAUUUGAGUCUGCCGUAUUAAUUCUCUUUUAAGACUUAAUCCCUUGUUAUGAUAGAGGCUCCAUUUGGUGGAUAGUCACAAUGCAAUUAAGAAGUAUUUAUAGUUGAGAAUUAUAGCUUCUACAAGUUGUAAGAAGUAGAAAUCAAUGUUAAUGACAUUUCUUCUAUUUGAAAUAUUGGCCUUAUAGGGUUCGCAUAAACUAUUGAACACUUACUAAUGAUUUCUGAUUAGAAAAAUCUCUCCUGUCAUAAAGGAGUUGAGUGAACAAGUUGAGAAACUUGGAAGUGUGUAGCAAUUUGGCUUGAAAACGAUU
Cornus florida is the source of this 1723-nucleotide messenger RNA. RefSeq lists its product as uncharacterized. The record is from RefSeq and is a predicted model, not a curated record. Gene Ontology annotation, cellular component: nucleus; replication fork protection complex. Gene Ontology annotation, biological process: DNA replication initiation; DNA replication. The coding region runs from base 167 to 1417 and encodes 416 amino acids. Gene Ontology annotation, molecular function: DNA replication origin binding; single-stranded DNA binding. The transcript has 11 exons. NCBI's taxonomy places the organism in Eukaryota, Viridiplantae, Streptophyta, Magnoliopsida, Cornales, Cornaceae.